UUUUUUUUCACUCUUUGUUUUUUUUUCAAUCUUUUUUUUUUUUUUUUUUAACUACCUUUGACAACCACCAUGGUCAACUUUUUCCGCAAGAAGGAGGACAGCGGGCCUCCUGCGCCGCUUGCGUCGACGCUGAGCGGCAGCCACGGCAACCCGCAAUCGCCGGGCUCGAGCUCGUCCGGGUCGUCCGUGGGCAGCAACGGCAGCAGCAACCAGCGGCAGACCUUCGCAGGCACCUCGUCCUUCACCCUGCCCCAGCAGCAGCCGACGCCGCCGCUGGACGCCCGGGGCUCGCUCGGCGCUCUUCCAGGCAUCAAGCAGCCCAUCCGCCCCAGCGAUGCGGGAACACCACCACCCACGAUGCCCCGAUCAGGCGUCUCGGUUGCCGGCCAACCGCCUGUCGCCGCGCGCCCGGCAGCACCACCCGCGUCAGACCUGUACAUCGAUCCCAACGAAGACCAGGACAACUACAUUGCACCGCCAAGAGAAGCACUGCUCAAACGCUCGCCAAAUUACCCACAGCAGCACGCGCCACCAGCCUUCCCAUCGCGAGGCGGUCCCCCUCCUCAGACGGUGCCCCAAGCACAGCGCCCAGCAGUAGCAGCAGCUGGAGGCGCAGCGUCGUCCGAUUACGACGACCCGUGGGACUCGACAGCCCCCGCGAACGACCUGUACGAUGCACCCGACGACGACCAGCGCGCCAAGCUUCGCAACUCGGCGGCGGUGGCGCGCAAAGCGCAACCUGCAGCUCUCCCGUCGCAGCCUGCUGCUGCUGCUGCUGCUGCUCGUCCGGGCGGCGACGAUUACGACGACCCUUGGGAUGCAGCCGCGCCUGCCGUGCCAGUACGCGGUGGCGUUAUCGGCACGCAGCCACUCCCGCCUCACUCGGCGGCCUCUGCCAACAAGGGGCCCAAGCCACCCAAGCCCAGCAAAGCCGCUACGACCGAGUCCAGCUCCGACUAUGACGACCCGUGGGAUGCGCAAACCCCUGCCCAACCACAUGCGCCGGCACCCGUCGCCGCGCGUGCCGCCCCUACAACCGCAGCCAACUCUGAUUACGACGACCCGUGGGACGCCCAACCGACACUCAAUCUUGGCCGCGGAAACCCCGCCCCAGUGCCUUCGCACGCUGCAGCUCCCCGACAAGCAGCACAGGCUCCUGCGCCCGCCGCUGCCAAUUCAGACUAUGACGACCCCUGGGACGCCCAACCACAGCCUCAGCAGCCGCAGCAGCCGUCGGCGGUCGUCCGAGGCCCCGUACCCGCCCCUCCGCGCUCGUUCGUCCCUGCAGCCGCCGGUGCCGGAGGUAUUCGGCGACCCUCCCCGGGCCCGCAAUCGCCAGUGUCCACGCCAGUUGCCCCACGAGGCGGCCCUUCCCCAACCGCCCAACAACCACCCCGCUUCCCUGCCGCCCCAACGCCAGCAAACCCAUCAGACAACUACAUUCAGGAUUUCAACGAGCCUCCGCCCCGAGUUCCCCAAAACCAAGGGCGGCCUGCUGCCAACCCCCCGCCACCAAUCACCACCCGACCCAGUACCGUCGGGCGUGCGGGAGCGGCUGCGCUUGCGGCUGCCGCCGCCACACAAGCCCCUCCGCCCCUUCCUGCUGGCGGCCCGCCCGGAACUGUUGGCCGCUCGGGCAUGCCCGGUUCCGUUGGUCGGGCUGGCUCGCAGAAUUUCGCUCCUCCAGUCCCCGUCUCAUCGCGCCCCUCUCUCCCAACCUUCAACAACGCACCAGGCCCCCAGGACUCGCUCGAGUCGCAGUUGUGGUUCCAUGGCGCCAUCAAUCGAAAUCAGGCACAUUCACUCUUGAUCAGCCGUCCCGAUGGCAGCUUCCUUGUGCGCGCCAGCGAGAGCAAAUCCAACGAAUGCUCAUUGUCCAUCAAGAAUGGAGCGGAUGUUAUUCAUAUGCGCAUCAAGCCGCGACCAGACAACACGUAUAUUCUUGGCGAGCACAGCAAGCCUUUCGACACUGUGCCGCUAAUGAUUGCGCACUACUCGCAGCACCGACUGAACAUUAAGGGCGCAGAACAUAUUGUGCUGAACAACCCAGUCCUUGUUUGAACACGCACAGCAAUGAAAGCAAAGCAAAACAAAAAAAAUGACGUCGUUAUUGUUGGUUGGUGGUUCUUGUUGUUGUUGUUUGUUUGUUCGAUUAGAUUGGUACGUUGUGUUUGUUUUCGCUUUUUCGUUUCGUUUGGCGGGGGGACGCUGGGGUGCUACAAUGACCAAG
This is a messenger RNA of Capsaspora owczarzaki ATCC 30864, 2230 nucleotides long. RefSeq lists its product as hypothetical. NCBI's taxonomy places the organism in Eukaryota, Filasterea, Ministeriida, Capsasporidae. Gene Ontology annotation, cellular component: phosphatidylinositol 3-kinase complex. The transcript is spliced from 4 exons. The record is from RefSeq and is a predicted model, not a curated record. The coding region runs from base 70 to 2061 and encodes 663 amino acids. Gene Ontology annotation, biological process: phosphatidylinositol phosphate biosynthetic process. Gene Ontology annotation, molecular function: 1-phosphatidylinositol-3-kinase regulator activity.